AUGGAUUCCACCCUUCUGUUGCAAAUGAUGAACUGGUUUGAUCUAUUUUUCCAGGUGAAAAAAUUUAAUGAUGUGGUUGGUAGCCCAUACUAUGUUGCUCCAGAAGUAUUGCGAAAGCGCUAUGGUCCUGAAGCUGAUGUUUGGAGUGCUGGAGUAAUAGUUUACAUUCUACUAAGUGGAGUUCCUCCUUUCUGGGCAGAAACCGAACAAGGAAUCUUUGAACAGGUCCUGCAUGGUGAUCUUGACUUCACAUCUGAUCCUUGGCCAAGUAUUUCAGAAAGUGCAAAGGAUUUAGUAAGGAGAAUGCUUGUUCGAGAUCCUAGAAGGCGCUUAACUGCACAUGAAGUUUUGUGCCACCCUUGGGUUCAAGUUGAUGGUCUGGCUCCUGACAAGCCUCUUGAUUCUGCAGUCCUAAGUCGCAUGAAACAAUUUUCUGCUAUGAACAAACUCAAGAAAAUGGCUCUCAGAGUUAUUGCAGAGAAUCUCUCUGAAGAAGAAAUUGCUGGCCUGAAAGAAAUGUUCAAAAUGAUAGAUGCAGAUGGCAGUGGUUCAAUAACUUUUGAAGAACUUAAGGCUGGACUUAGAAGAGUUGGUGCUAAUCUGAAGGAUUCAGAAAUUUACGAUCUAAUGCAAGCAGCAGAUGUUGAUAACAGUGGAACAAUUGAUUAUGGAGAGUUUAUAGCUGCUACAUUACAUAUGAACAAAGUUCAGAAAGAAGAUCACCUCUAUGCAGCUUUCUCCUACUUUGACAAGGAUGGAAGUGGUUUUAUCACCCCAGAUGAGCUUCAACAAGCCUGUCAGGAGUUCGGCAUAGAGCAUGUCUGCCUGGAAGAAAUGAUCAAAGAAGUUGAUCAGGACAAUGAUGGGCUCAUAGAUUACAAUGAGUUUGUGGCCAUGAUGCAAAAAGGAAAUCCAGUUCUUGGUGGGAAGAAGGGGUUAGAGAAUGGUUUCAGCAUUGGGUUUAGAGAGGCUUUGAAACUUUAA
Thlaspi arvense is the source of this 984-nucleotide messenger RNA. NCBI's taxonomy places the organism in Eukaryota, Viridiplantae, Streptophyta, Magnoliopsida, Brassicales, Brassicaceae. The record is from the annotation of a GenBank genome assembly.